Rhipicephalus sanguineus (brown dog tick) is the source of this 777-nucleotide messenger RNA. RefSeq names its product male-specific histamine-binding salivary protein-like. Lineage: Eukaryota; Metazoa; Arthropoda; Arachnida; Ixodida; Ixodidae. Gene Ontology annotation, biological process: symbiont-mediated perturbation of host defenses. The coding region runs from base 16 to 630 and encodes 204 amino acids. Gene Ontology annotation, molecular function: amine binding. The record is from RefSeq and is a predicted model, not a curated record. The transcript is spliced from 5 exons.
AUCGUCACCGUAAUCAUGCGCUAUACUGUCUUGCUUUUUCUGUUCCACGUGGCCUUCGGGGACGUCGAUAACCAAGAGUGUCCACUAUGGGCAAAUCAACCCAAUUUGGGCAAGUACCAAGACGCCUGGAAGACAUUGUGUAAGUCGAACGGGACUAGAUACUUCCUCGUCAGGUCUACGUUCAACAGCCAUCUGGCGUGGGGCAAAAACUUCACAUGCGUCAACGCUCGAGCAAUGACAGUGGAUGACAAAAACAAGACAGUCCAAUCAUUUCUGACAUUCAGGAACGGGAGUGGCGGCUCUAUAUAUAACUUUACUGCUACUCUUGGAGUUGCGAAGACGUACGGUUAUAAUAUAGAGAAUGCUAUUCAGUUCACACUUCCGAAUGGAACGAGCCUCAGUGACCCCGUUAUCUUCUCAGACUACAAGACUUGCGUGGUUCUCAGUGUACCCUUUGAGAAAGAUGGAGCAGGGUGCGAGUUGUGGGUCAACAAGGAUCACCUCGAAAGCAUCCCCGAUUGCUGUAACUUCAUCUUCGAUGCUUUUUGCGUUAUUGCUGGCAACUACACUGUAUACGACAAGAUUAAUUGCGCGGACGUUCUUGCAGACAAGAAGAACGAAGGCUGCUGAUAACUGCUCAUUCGUGCGCGCUUGUGCGAUAUGUUCCUUGAUUCAGACUUUUUUUUUUGUCGAAGCGCGCCUGUCUUCUCGUUUCAUCGGUCCCCGUUAACUUCUGCUCCGCUAUUAACCAGUACGCUGAAUCGACGAGCCCAAACA